Messenger RNA from Ramularia collo-cygni, 1071 nucleotides. RefSeq lists its product as uncharacterized. The record is from RefSeq and is a predicted model, not a curated record. Bases 1 to 1071 code for a protein of 356 amino acids. The transcript is spliced from 2 exons. Lineage: Eukaryota; Fungi; Ascomycota; Dothideomycetes; Mycosphaerellales; Mycosphaerellaceae.
AUGCCUGUAGGCAUGUCCCAAACCGCCAUGGACCGCGCCAUAAUCGACGGCUACCCGGACCUCAUCGCCCGCCUCAACGCAGCGGAAAUCGCCAACUACCGCGCCCUCUGGAAAAUGCCCGUCAAAGAUUUUCCCAAAGAUGAUAGACCGGCACGAUACCCCUACGAGGGACACUCGUGGACUGAAGCAGAGGAAAAUUACUGGAAAAGUAAAUGGUAUGGUGCAGGCCAAUUUACUUGGCGGUCGAUUUGUGAGGUUCUGGGACGGAGUGAGUUGGCUGCGAGGUUGAGGAAGCAUAAGUUUGAGGCGGCUGGGGGGACUGCUGCUAUUGCUCUUGCUGCUGUCGCUGCUGCUGCUCUUGCUGCUGUUCCUGCUGUCGCAGCUCCGCUCCCUGCGGCUGCUCUUGCUGCUGUUCCUGCUGUCGCAGCUCCUCUCCCUGCCGCAGCUCCGCUUCCUGUCGGCGCCUUGCUUCCUGUUGCCGCUUUGCCUCCCGUCGUCGCCCCAGCUCCCGUCAUCGCUCCACCUCUCGCAGCCGCCCCGGUGGUUGCUCCACCGGCUGUCGUUGCUCCGCCACCUGCCGCUGCCCCAGCCCAUGUCGUGGCUCCGCCGCCUGCCGCUGCCCCACCGGCUAUCGUUGCUCCGCCGGCUGUCGUUGCUCCGCCGCCUGCCGCAGUCCCAGCCCCAGUCCAUGUCGUGGCUCCGCCACCUGCCGCAGCUCCACCAGCUGUGAUUGCUCCGCUGGCUGUCGUUGCUCCCCCGGCUGUGGUUGCUCCUGCUCCGCUGCCCGCUCCUGCCCCUGCUCCACCAGCCGUCACCGCCCCACCCACCACAAGUCUUUACCACGGCCACUCCAUCCACAAAAACCCCGCGAAAUUCCGACGCCUUGAACGGGAAUAUUUGGAAAGGCAGGAAGAACGGGAGGCUACUUCUUCAUCUUCCAAUAAGAAGAAAAGAAAACGAGGAACAGAUGAGGAGAAGAAGGAACGGGAGGAUGAGGAAGAUUGGGAAAGGGAGGAGGAUUGGAAGAUGAUGAGGGCUAGUUCUUUGGGGUGGUAUUUGAAGGAGGGUUAA